Messenger RNA from Melozone crissalis (California towhee), 803 nucleotides. RefSeq lists its product as uncharacterized. The coding region runs from base 1 to 729 and encodes 242 amino acids. Lineage: Eukaryota; Metazoa; Chordata; Aves; Passeriformes; Passerellidae. The transcript is spliced from 4 exons. The record is from RefSeq and is a predicted model, not a curated record.
AUGCGGCGGAACGUGGAGGUGAAGGCGCGGCUGAGGGCGCGGGAGGAAGCGCUGAGGGCGGCCCUGAGGCUGCGGGGGCUGGGCCCGGUGUGCCCGGUGUGCCCCGGGGCAGGGCAGGGAGCGCCCCAGGUGUGCCCCGGGGCCGGGCAGGGAGCGCCCCAGGUGUGCCCUCGGGCUGGGCCGGGCACGGGUGAGGAGCAGAAGCCGCCCCAGGUGUGCCCUGGGGCUGGGCCGGGCACAGAUGAAGGGCAGGAGCCGCCCAAGGUGUGCCCCGGGGCCGGGCAGGUGCUGCUCCAGACCGACACGUUCUUCCGGGUGCCGCGGGGGCGGCUCAAGCUGCGCCGGACACAGGAUGGCCGGGGGGAGCUGAUUUUCUACGAGCGCCCCGACAGCGCCGGCCCCAAACUGUCCAAGUUCAGCAUCACCCCCACGGCCGACCCCGAGGGGCUGCAGGCGGUGCUGUCGCAGUCCCUGGGCGUGCUGGGCACGGUGAGGAAGGAGCGGCUCCUGUUCCUGCUGGGCCAGACCCGGCUGCACCUGGACCGGGUGCAGGGGCUCGGGGACUUCCUGGAGCUGGAGGUGGUGCUGCGGCCGGAGCAGAGCGAGGAGGACGGGCAGCGCGUGGCACUGGAGCUGCUGCAGGAAUUCGGGAUCGGGGAGCAGGACCUCAUCUCUGGGGCCUACCUGGAUCUGCUGCUGGCACAGGGGGACAACGGGGACACCCCCUGAGCAGCCCCUGGCCGGCCAGGGACAGCGGGGCUGAGGGCAGGGGCACCUGGUGGCUGUGCCCACCCUGUAAACAC